AUGCCCCCUUCACUGAUCUAUCACUCCCUUAAUCCCACUUUGUACCCCACCAAUAACGCCAGUGAAACUUUGUUGGUAGUCCGAUUCAAUGGACCGACGAGGAUAAGCAGUGUAAGGAUCAUACCUGAAGGAGUGGGAAUUGGUAAUUUAGCUGGUCAAGGUGUAGAUGAGAAGGGGAACGUAGGUACCACCUACCCUCCGCAAUUCACCGCUCAAUUGCUAUUCAACAUCUCACCGUCAAACCCCGUCAACGCACUGGCAAGGUCGACGAUCGAGGUGGUUCCUUGUGAACAUGCGUUGGAUUAUCCUAUUGGUAUGCCCAUAGGGGUGACAACCCGAAUGAUGAUGUUACGUUCACCCGCUCAGAAACUCAGUUUAUCGGUAUAUGGAUAUCAAGGGGACUCGUUGAACACUGAAGAAGAGCAAACUCAAGUAACUAUAACACAAGCACAACCUGUCCACUCGGCUCGACAGACGAAGAAGGUGGACGAAGAUUUCUCAUGGUUAUAUACCUGGUCUGGACCAUCACCUUGUUCCCUCUUUUCCUUACUUGACGAAUCGGUCCCUCUACAAAUUUCAAAUCGAGCUAUAGAAUGUUUGACACUCCUUGAUCAAGUCCAAGCACAAUCUCAAGCUCAACCUGGCGCAACAUCACCCUCCGUCAUAUCACUACUACUAGAUGAACCUACAGCUUUAAAAUACAUCAUGACCAUCGACUCUCUUUCGGCAGUACCUCUGAAAGACAGGAUCUUUUCCGAUCCUGAAUCUGCUCUACAUCCCAAUAUCUCACCAUACCUUCCUAAAGACCAUCCACUCGCAGUGAUGAGUAAAGCUACAACGACAGAAGAACGUCACUCUCUGGCUAUGAAGAAUCUAUCGACAUCAGUGUCAGAAUCAGGUCUGGGUGUAGGUACACUGAUAGCUCUUCAAGAUAUAUCCGAGCACGAAUUACUGAAUGUGGAAACAGGAAAGGAGAAAAGUAAUCUCAUGAGACUGAUGGAACUUGCAAACGACUUGAUAUCGAAAAUUGAUAAGGGCAUCGAGCAAGAUGAUACAAUUGGAUGUUUAGGGAAGAUAUUAGAUAUUUUGAAUAAAUCAUUUAGACAUGAGGGAUUGAACGGAUAUCUUAUAAGGAAUUUACCUAGAUUGGUAGUUUGUUAUAAUCUCAAAAUGGCUGACGGUAAAAGAGAAUUGGGAAUUCCAUUGGACUACUCACACGAAGUCAUCGGGUCGUUGGGGGAAAUUAGAACUGAGAUCAUAGAUGGACGAUCUACCAAAUCGAUCUGCGAUGAAUUGGCUGGAAAGUAUCUGGACAAGGUAGAUGACGAAGAUCCUUUAAAGAAGAUUUUCACCAAUGAAUCGUCAACACAAACAUUGUCUCAAGAUCUAGAGACAGAUAUCGAGGUAGAUGCAGAUCAAAGGAGAUUCAAUAGAUUGUCGCAAUCCCUCCUCACCUCCUCUUUCAACUCUUCCUCGUUGAUACAUAGUAUAACACCCUCCGAGCUCAUUUCCCUCCUAUCACCAGAAUUAUACAAAUCCCUAUCUACAAGUCGAACGCCUCCUUUCGGUAUAAUUCCCUCUGUUCAGUCGUCGGAGAUGGAACAAGGGGCGAAAUCUUUCGCUGGGAAAGUAUAUACUCAUCAUGAAUUUAGGAGAGAUAGGAAUGAUCCUUCUUCUUCAGUUGGAUCCGGGUAUGGGUUGGGAAUCAGCGGGGCGAACAUGGGAGGUAUGGGAGGACUUGGGGUUGUAAGUAGUGCUGGAGGAGGGGGGAGGGCUGCUAGUAGACAUGUUGAUAGUUGGACAAGAUAG
Molecule: messenger RNA, 1809 nt
Organism: Kwoniella botswanensis
Lineage: Eukaryota; Fungi; Basidiomycota; Tremellomycetes; Tremellales; Cryptococcaceae
Exons: 3
Coding region: 1-1809 (602 amino acids)
Source: RefSeq, a predicted model, not a curated record